Messenger RNA from Bipolaris maydis ATCC 48331, 434 nucleotides. NCBI's taxonomy places the organism in Eukaryota, Fungi, Ascomycota, Dothideomycetes, Pleosporales, Pleosporaceae. The record is from RefSeq and is a predicted model, not a curated record.
ACAUACGAUUCUCUCAACUAACAUUUUGCACCAAAAAAUUUCCGCAUCAGCGACGCAGACUUGGCAUCGAGGCCAGGCCGCCAAAGACACAACCAAGCGGCCAAAUGACAUGCCAAAUUACAAAGCAAACCCACAUGAAACCACGACACAAACACCAAACCCGCCAGGUCUGCACCCUGUGCCCAGCACAAAGCACCACGCUUCAUUUCGACUCUUUGCUCUCUGCUCGACCCUUGUGCUUCCAUUAUGCCUCAAUGCCAGCACGGUGCUGGACUGUGAACAAGAACAAAAUUGGGCUCUCGUAACAAGAGAUGAGUCAACUAGGAACAACAGGGCAGAACCCCGAGUCGAUUCGCAUAGCCUCUGUUAGACAGAUAGCAGGCUUGUCUACUGCCCAGGCAGCAAGCACAUCCUACCACUGGAAUCCAUUUUCC